CAGACUACCUUCAUUAUUGAGCAGCAGGAGAAGCUACGACAAAUCUUUGAAGAAAUGCUUGCUAAGGAAAGAGAAGAGCAGAAGGAGAAAUUACAGGAACUGAGGAAAGAGCAUGAGAUAGAGUUGGCAGAAACAAAGAGUCGAAUUGAAAACGAGAAGAAGGAGCAAAUGAAAGAGCUACAGAGAGAAUGCCAAGAAGAGUCCAGGCAGCAAAUGAUGACGUUAAUGAAUGACCUACGAGCUGAGUUCACUCAAAAUAUGGCCGAAGUGAGAAAGAAAUGCAACAAAGAGCACCAACAACAAAUGGAAGAUUUAAAAAAAGACUUUAAAAAGAGAGAGAAAGAAAGAUUGGAUGCUCUCAAGAAGCAAUAUGACACAGAGCACCAGAAGCAAUUGAUUGAGCUGAGGAAAUACUACGAGGAAGAGCUAAAAGAGAAAUAUGAAGAGGAGGUCAAGGAGCAGAUGCAAAUGCUGGAGGUUGAGUACCACAACCAGAGGGAAAGACAAAUGGACACACUACAGAAGCAAUACUACACUGACAGGGAGCAACAGCUAACCAGCCUCAAGGAGCAGUAUGAAGUCAGCAGACAAAAAUUAGCAACAGAAAUGAAGCAAUUGUAUAAGAGAGAGCACAAGAUGAGAAUGAAGGAAUGCAAGGAGCAAUGCACUAAUGAACAUGAGAGAAUGAAGGAGGAGUAUCGUAUGCAGUCACAGGAUCAGCUGAAAGAAGUCAGGGAAAUGUUUGGAGCUGAAAAGGAAAAGCAAGCGGAAGAGUUCAAGGACUCAUUGAUUGCUGAGAAAGAAAAGUUGAAAUUGACGUUUAAAGAGGAAAUUGAGAAACUAAAACCAGAAGUUGUUUCAUCUGUUCCCAGGCGCCAUUCAAGACCAAGGAGAGUACAAGAAGCAGAAGCAGACACAUGUCAUUUGAUAGAAAAGUUACCUGGUGCUACUCCCAUACCCCAAGAGGCUGUUGCAGGAGCCUCUUCACAGCAAUGCCAGUAUGAUGACAAAAAGCUAAUCAUCAGAAAUUUUCCAAAAUGGUAUACUGAUAGAGAUUUAACUCCAGUCAUUGGGGCGGGCUUGCAGUUAGAUACAAUAACUGAUUUCACACUUGAGCUCAAAUCCUGUGUUGCUGUAUUGACCUUCACUAAAUCCAAAACAGACAAAGAAAUGGAUGACAUCAUAAAAAAAAUAAAACUAGGGUUGGGUUGGACUGUAGAAAGAUGUGAACACAAUUGUGGCAUUGCAAUUGCUGGCAUCAGGACAUCAUGUGCUACUGAAGCUAAACUAACAGAAUAUUUUGAUGAUUUUAUGAAAGGUACUGUUGUUAAAGAAGUUAGAAUAUUAUACAAAAAUGGAAAAUGGCUCGCUAAAGUGACUUUUAAAGAUCAUUCAGUGAUUCCACCAAUCAUGGCAGCAAACCAUGCAAUAGCACUAGGGCUUAAUGUUACAAUAAAGGAAUGUUCAGUGUUUGAUGCCCUGGGUCUAUCAAGUGAUCUUGAUGAAAUCAGUAAAGAGAACAGUAUUAGAUCAAUUUGGGACAAAUUAUGGAAUGAUAAGUCUGUCUCAUUAAACAAAUAG
This is a messenger RNA of Amphimedon queenslandica, 1581 nucleotides long. Its product is annotated as trichohyalin-like. The record is from RefSeq and is a predicted model, not a curated record. The annotation marks the transcript as partial. The transcript has 4 exons. Lineage: Eukaryota; Metazoa; Porifera; Demospongiae; Haplosclerida; Niphatidae.